AUGAGACCAUACACUGUGGUACGCGAAACCGCGCGCGGUGGUGCCGCUCGACCGCUCGUGCUUGCCUCCGUCUUAUGCACUGUCAUCCUUGUUCUUCUAUAUUUUCUCAUCAAUUUCCCAGUGCCAAUGACGACGACCACUGAGACAACGACGGUUGAGGCAGUGUUGAGUAGCACUCCGAUCACCGAGACGUCGCCCGUUAAAACUGAAGAAGAUUUAUAUGCGCACAUUGAUGAGGAGAUGCAUCGUCGUCAGAUUCCUCUUAUUCAUAUGCCUUACUUGUAUCAAAUUCGAUUUAAAUUGUUCAUUCCAUGGAAGACAAAUGUCACGUUUGGAAAAGACAACUUCUCGGUUCAGGGUCACUUGAGAAUGCACUUUACUUCUGGAGGAGGAUCUCGAAUUCUGCUUCAUUCGGAUGCUACUCAACAACAUAUUGGCGAUACGAUGGUCACGGACGAGUUUGGAAGGCAAAUAACGAUCAAGCAUGCGGGACGAGAGCAUACGCAAGUUCUCGAUUUGCAUUUGACGGCGGACAUGAUUAGCGGAAUGAAUUAUACACUGGAUAUCGCAUUUCGAGGGCAUAUCUCUUUGCAAAAACAGAAAGGAUUGUUCGCAGUACCGUAUGCGAAUAAGACAAAGUAUGUGGUUGGCACCCAACUCCAAAUGAGUGAAGCUCGCACAAUGUUUCCUUGUAUCGACGUACCCGAGGUGAAAGCUAGUUUCGAAACCGUCAUUGUCCACCCAUCCGGAACUACUGCUAUCUCAAAUAUGAUGGAUAAUUCGACCGAAACCGACGGCGAAUGGACGACGACAAUAUUCCACAAAACUCCUCCAAUGCCAACUUAUUUGUUUGCAUUAUCUGUUUCAGAUUUUCCUUAUUUGGAAUCGAAAUCAUCUAGGGGAGUUCGGACCCGCGUCUAUUGUGAUCCAGACAAGAUUGAAAAUGCGGAACUGUUGGUGAACACAACAGGACCACUCAUUACGUUCUUCGAAGAGUAUUUUGGAAUACCGUAUCCAUUGGACAAAUUAGGUAUGUGCAGAGGGGAAAAAUAA
Caenorhabditis bovis is the source of this 1053-nucleotide messenger RNA. The record is from the annotation of a GenBank genome assembly. Lineage: Eukaryota; Metazoa; Nematoda; Chromadorea; Rhabditida; Rhabditidae.